GCGAUUAUGACGGUACGAUUUGUAAAAGAGUACUGCGAUAACGUGAGAUACAUUAUCGUAACAGAUGAUGAUGUGCUAAUAAACCUUUGGGAGGUGAUAAACACUCUGGAAGUUUACUCUGGUAUCAAACAACCAAGAGAGGAACUGGAACGUACAAUAUUUUGUUACGUUUUCUACCACUUAAAAGCUAUUCGUGACCCAAAAAAUAGAUGGUAUGUAAGCAAAGCAGACUUCCCCGAUGACUAUAUGAAGAACUACUGUUUUGCGAUGAUAACUAUAAUUCCCAGGCAGCUUAUAGGAAAUAUGUUUAGAGCACUUAAAAAUGCAACUUAUAGCAACUUUGACGACUACUUUUUGACUGGAGAGUUGGCAACGAAAGCUGGAGCAAAAUUCAAAGAUUUUUCGUCUAAAGCGCUUCAUCACACUAUAAAAAAAAAUCGGUCAGGUUUUCUUCACAGGAGGAUCUAUUUUCAAGAAACUGAAACUAUUGAACAGGCGGAAGAAAUGUGGAACGAACUAAAGAAUGGAUACUACUCGCGGAAGGAAAAGUACAAGGAAGACAAAGAGUGGACUGGAUUUUGA
Molecule: messenger RNA, 582 nt
Organism: Enterobius vermicularis (human pinworm)
Lineage: Eukaryota; Metazoa; Nematoda; Chromadorea; Rhabditida; Oxyuridae
Source: the annotation of a GenBank genome assembly